CCUGCCUCCCCGCGUCUAGCACCGCCUCUUCCGCGUUCACAGCGGAGAGAUCUGCAGGUGGGGUGCGCGCGACCGCUCCCGCGGAGAGUCAGCAGAGAUCUCACGCCAGAUAGGAUGAAGCAGGGGCAGAUGUAGAACCUGCAGGGGCCACUGAAACGCUUCCUGUAGCUGGAAGACUCCAACCUGCUGACGGCAGCAGCGUCUCAUUUGGAAUUUCAAGGUCGCAGAGGACCACAACUCAAAAGUUGGGGAAGCCUGUAGGGGACGGCCCGACUCGAGUGUCUUAGGAACAGUCCUGUGAUUGGGCCCUGGCUCACUGGUCCUCCUGUCCGAGCCCCUGCCUCACUCUCCGGCCCAGUGUCUGGAAGUCUGCCUCACAGAUUCUCCCUUGAAGACGGGGGGCCAGAGAUGGGCAGCAGUGAGCCCCUUUCGGUCGCAGACAGCGAGAAAAGGAAGAAGAAGAAGCGGAGAGCCCGGGCUGCCGACUCCUUGCCGGGGAGGUUUGAAGAUGUGUACAAGCUGACCUCUGAGUUGCUGGGAGAGGGAGCCUAUGCCAAAGUUCAAGGCGCUGUGAGCCUGCAGAGUGGCAAAGAGUACGCUGUCAAAAUCAUCGAAAAGCAAGCAGGGCACAGUCGGAACAGGGUGUUCCGCGAGGUGGAGACGCUGUAUCAGUGUCAAGGAAACAAGAACAUUUUGGAGCUGAUUGAGUUCUUUGAAGACGACACAAGGUUUUACUUGGUCUUUGAGAAAUUGCACGGAGGCUCCAUCCUCGCCCACAUCCAGAAGCGGAAGCACUUCAACGAGCGAGAAGCCAGCCGAGUGGUGCGGGAUGUUGCUGCUGCGCUCGACUUCCUGCAUACCAAAGGCAUUGCCCACCGUGAUCUGAAGCCAGAGAAUAUUUUGUGUGAGUCUCCAGAAAAGGUGUCUCCAGUGAAAAUCUGUGACUUUGACCUGGGCAGUGGGGUGAAACUGAACAACUCCUGCACCCCCAUAACCACACCAGAGCUGACCACUCCAUGCGGCUCUGCAGAAUACAUGGCACCCGAGGUGGUGGAGGUCUUCAGGGACGAGGCCACUUUCUACGACAAGCGCUGCGACCUGUGGAGCCUGGGCGUGGUCCUCUACAUCAUGCUCAGUGGCUGCCCGCCCUUCGUGGGCCACUGUGGGGCCGACUGCGGCUGGGACCGGGGAGAGGUGUGCAGGGUGUGCCAGAACAAGCUGUUUGAGAGCAUCCAGGAGGGCAAGUAUGAGUUUCCUGACAAGGACUGGGCACACAUCUCCAGCGAAGCCAAAGACCUCAUCUCCAAGCUCCUGGUGCGGGACGCCAAGCAGAGACUCAGCGCUGCCCAAGUUCUGCAGCACCCGUGGGUGCAGGGGCAAGCUCCAGAAAGGGGACUCCCCACGCCGCAAGUCCUCCAGAGGAACAGCAGCACCAUGGACCUGACGCUCUUCGCGGCGGAGGCCAUCGCCCUUAACCGCCAGCUGUCCCAGCACGAAGAGAGCCAGCAGGCCGGGGAACCAGAAGCCCUGGCUGAGCGCCUCUGCUCUGUGAAGCUGUCCCCUCCGUCCAAGUCACGCCUGGCCCGCCGACGGGCCCUGACCCAGGCAGGCCGCUGUGGCGCCACGGACCCCUGCCCACCACCCACAGCUCUCUGAGCAACCCCGCAACGCCUGGUAGGACCUCAGCCUGCCCGGGCGUGGCCCUGCUGGAACAUCCCUGAGUAGGCAUGGGGACCUGCUGCAGACUCAGGGCUUCUGGUCCACAAAGGCCCUGAGGGUCCCGCUCGACCCCCCACCUCCCCAGGGUCCUGCAGGGAAAAGCUUUCUCCGAAGGGCUGACUUUGAAAGGAAAGCAAUCACCAUCACUUUGCAUAAUGGCCUGCGGCUGGGCCCACCUGCUCACGGCCUGCGGAUCAGAUCAGAUCCAGCCGGCCCUGGCGGCUUCCUGGGCUGCUGGGGCUAGGGCCUUCGGGGAGCCUGCUCAGAGGCGGCAGACCGAGGUGCCCACGUGGCCCUUCCCUCCCCUGGCCGCUCGUCCACCUUCGUCUGUCCUCCGCCCGUCCUCCCCGUCGCUCCAGCAAAGCCGUGCCCUCAAUUCAGGGAGGAGCGGAGAGAGCCUUCCUCAUCCGGGCGGCCGGCUCGGUCUUCCAGGCUGCAGCACAGAGAAACACAGAAUCUCUCUCUGCCGUGACCGAGAUGUCAUCCUCCUCAUUUGUCAUCCUCCUCCUUGUUUGGGGUUGCUGCUACAGUCAGUAUUAUUUUGUUGUGUUUUUUAACGUUUUAACCACGCUCUGCCAGCAGAGGUGGGAUGUAAGCUCCCACUCCCCGCACGCCCAUGGGCUCCUGCAGCUCCAGCAGCCGCUGCCCUCCGGAGCGCCGUGCGUGCGUCGAGGUUUUAAUGAGCUGUUCCCUUUUAGAACACUGGUUUUAAGCUGUUACUCUGACGAGCUGCUGCCCUGCCCUCAGGUCCGGUAGGGAGGGCGGCGGAGGGGCGGCCCCAGCUCUGCCCUGAGCUACAGCCCCUCCGCCCUGGUCCCUCCAGAGAGGGAAGGUGGAGCCCUUGCCUCGUAGCCGAGCUGUUGAGUUGCAGAAAGCAAACAGACCUGCAUAUGUCGCUCGUUUACGACACCGUGAUGCUAUAUUGUUCAUUGUGCUUGUUGUAAUAAAAUGUUUUAAAUUCUGGCUGUGGCGUCUUGGAUGGUCCGUCUCCUCACCUGCAGACCUGAGGAGGAGCUGGGCCGAGUCCAGCCAGGCGGGGGGAACGUGCACCUUGUCGGGAUGAAAUUCACCAAACGCUUACCAAUCGCUUCUUCCCUGCCAGGACCUAGAGCGGAGUUGGAAACGGCUCACUUCACAGAGGGCUUUGGUAGAGGGCCUCACGCAGGAGCACAUUUCCCUCUGCCUGUGGCACCACCAAGCCUCUGCCGAGGACCACUCCAGUGCCUGCGACUGCACUUGUCCUGCCAGAUUUGGCAACAACAAGAACAAUGGUGCCAGAGCCAGCACUCUAGCACAGCUGGUUAAGCCAGAGCCUGCAGCACCGGCAUCCCAUAUGGGCACCGGUUCAAGUCCCAGCUGCUCGGCUUCCGAUCCAGCUCCCUGCUAAUGAGCCUGGGGAAGCAGCGGAGGAUGGUCCAAGUCCUUGGACCUCUGCA
Molecule: messenger RNA, 3155 nt
Organism: Lepus europaeus (European hare)
Lineage: Eukaryota; Metazoa; Chordata; Mammalia; Lagomorpha; Leporidae
Gene: MKNK1
Product: MAPK interacting serine/threonine kinase 1
Exons: 14
Coding region: 409-1656 (415 amino acids)
Biological process (GO): intracellular signal transduction; protein autophosphorylation; peptidyl-serine phosphorylation
Cellular component (GO): cytoplasm; nucleus
Molecular function (GO): ATP binding; calmodulin binding; calcium/calmodulin-dependent protein kinase activity
Source: RefSeq, a predicted model, not a curated record